GUACGCGCUCGCUGCGUCGACGUGCUGACGACAGGACGCCCAGGCCGGUGUGUGUCGGUGUGUAUGUGUGUGUGUGUGUGUGUGUAUGUGUGGUGUGUGUGUGUGUGUCUGUUUGUAUGUGUGUGCGCGCUCUGAGAGUGUGUAUUUGUGUAUCGGCGGUCCCGCAGGUCCCGGAUGUUGCGGGCAGUAUGAGGCGAGCGCAGGGGGACGGGGACCAGCAGCUGUCGCCGCCGUUCUCAGAUUUCCUGCUAGACAAGACAAAUUAGAGUUUUCCUACUGAGUUGAUUUGGCUGAAGAAAAACCAGAAAUCUUUGCCUCCUGACUUUGGAAACCCAGUUUAACCUUCAAACUGGCGAUGUCAAGGGUUCCAAGUCCUCCACCUCCGGCAGAAAUGUCGAGUGGUCCCGUGGCUGAGAGCUGGUGCUAUACACAGAUCAAGGUAGUGAAAUUCUCCUACAUGUGGACCAUCAAUAACUUUAGUUUUUGCCGGGAGGAAAUGGGUGAAGUCAUAAAAAGUUCAACUUUUUCAUCAGGAGCCAAUGAUAAACUGAAAUGGUGUUUGCGAGUAAACCCAAAAGGGCUAGAUGAAGAAAGCAAAGACUACCUGUCACUUUACCUGUUGUUGGUCAGCUGUCCAAAGAGUGAAGUUCGGGCAAAGUUCAAGUUCUCCAUCCUAAAUGCCAAGGGAGAAGAAACCAAAGCUAUGGAGAGUCAGCGAGCUUAUAGGUUCGUGCAAGGCAAAGACUGGGGAUUCAAAAAAUUCAUCCGUAGAGAUUUUCUCUUGGACGAGGCCAAUGGGCUUCUCCCUGAUGACAAGCUCACCCUCUUCUGCGAGGUGAGUGUAGUACAAGAUUCCGUCAACAUUUCUGGACAGAAUACCAUGAACAUGGUAAAGGUUCCUGAGUGCCGGUUGGCAGAUGAGUUAGGAGGGCUGUGGGAGAAUUCCCGAUUCACAGACUGCUGCUUGUGUGUGGCUGGCCAAGAAUUCCAGGCUCACAAGGCUAUCUUAGCAGCUCGAUCUCCAGUUUUCAGUGCCAUGUUUGAACAUGAAAUGGAGGAGAGCAAAAAGAAUCGGGUUGAAAUUAACGAUGUAGAACCCGAAGUUUUUAAGGAAAUGAUGUGCUUCAUCUACACGGGGAAGGCACCAAACCUUGACAAAAUGGCUGAUGAUUUGCUGGCAGCUGCUGACAAGUAUGCCCUGGAGCGUUUGAAGGUCAUGUGUGAGGAUGCCCUCUGCAGUAACCUCUCUGUGGAGAAUGCCGCAGAAAUUCUCAUCCUGGCUGACCUCCACAGCGCAGAUCAGCUGAAAACUCAGGCAGUGGAUUUCAUCAACUAUCAUGCUUCGGAUGUCUUGGAGACCUCUGGGUGGAAGUCAAUGGUGGUGUCACAUCCCCACUUAGUGGCUGAAGCUUACCGCUCUCUGGCUUCAGCACAGUGCCCUUUCCUGGGGCCCCCACGCAAACGCCUGAAGCAAUCCUAAGAUCCUGCCAGUUGUGAGACUCCAUUUAUUUUCCAGAAGCAGCAGCCACUGUUGCUGCCACUGACUACCAGGUAGACAGCGCAGUCUAUGGAGCUUUUACUCUGCGUCGGGGGAAAGACUGCACCAUGACCCAGACUUUAAAACAGCACUAAAUAACUUAGGGGAACGGGGGGAGGGAAGGGCCCAGGACUCGGGGCCACUCAGCCUAAUGAAAACCCUGUUGCUGUUCACCGUGUUCCCUUUGGCCUGACCAAGUUUGACACUGGGAUUCAGUUUAGGCGCUGGCCCCAAGCACAGCCCAGCAGUGGUACUUGGGAGAAACCUGCCUGCAUCUGACUGAGCAGAACAAAUCGUCAGGUGCCUGGAGCAAAAAGGAAAAAACAAAAACAAAAACAAA
This is a messenger RNA of Acomys russatus (golden spiny mouse), 1877 nucleotides long. It is a transcript of the gene Spop, whose product is annotated as speckle type BTB/POZ protein. Gene Ontology annotation, molecular function: ubiquitin protein ligase binding. Gene Ontology annotation, biological process: regulation of proteolysis; proteasome-mediated ubiquitin-dependent protein catabolic process. Gene Ontology annotation, cellular component: cytoplasm; nucleus. Lineage: Eukaryota; Metazoa; Chordata; Mammalia; Rodentia; Muridae. The record is from RefSeq and is a predicted model, not a curated record. Bases 356 to 1480 code for a protein of 374 amino acids. The transcript is spliced from 11 exons.